Pecten maximus is the source of this 1300-nucleotide messenger RNA. RefSeq lists its product as uncharacterized. Gene Ontology annotation, biological process: double-strand break repair via homologous recombination. The coding region runs from base 118 to 849 and encodes 243 amino acids. Lineage: Eukaryota; Metazoa; Mollusca; Bivalvia; Pectinida; Pectinidae. Gene Ontology annotation, cellular component: Shu complex. The record is from RefSeq and is a predicted model, not a curated record. Gene Ontology annotation, molecular function: single-stranded DNA binding. The transcript is spliced from 6 exons.
AACCUUUUUUGCAAGGAAUACCCAUCACGUAGAUAUGUACCUUUGAAAAAGUAACCAGGCAGUACGAAAUAUGUAAUUAAUUAUGAUGUUUUAUAUGUCGUGUCUCCAACAGUUAUAAUGGAGAUGUUGUGUCAUCUGUUCCCACUUACAUCAUCAUGGCUUCAAGUCACAAAGGAUCGUGAUACGGAUGAUAACCGAACAGGAACAAAUAUAGGCUUCGAUGAAAUUAUACAAAAGACUCGAAAAUAUUCCCCACAUUCUUUUCUCAUUGGAAAAGGAAAUGUAGACAUUACAAGCCUGCUGUUUCAGGGAGCUUUGUCUUGUGGAGCGAAGGAUUUCACGGUGGUAUUCAUCUGUCCCCAUCCUCUUGAUAAGAUUCCUAGUGCUGUCCAUGGCAUGCCAAAACCUGAGGCAAAGAUUCUCCAACAUGUUCAUUUUCAAUACCUUAAGAGUGUGGAGGAGUUAAUGAGUUAUUGUGCCUCUAUUCAUACACGAUCAGUGAUGCCAGACGUGGUAAUGGUGGAUGACCUAGACCAGUAUGUAGGACAGGAGAAGAAAGGAGAACAUGGCCUGGCUAAACUGUGUGCUCUUCUGCUCGAUACUGUGACAUUCAUUAGCUCUAAAAAUGAAAGAGAAUUUUGUCAGCUUGUUGUGGGUUGCCGAGAAUGCCAUGAUAUACAGCCCUACAUCCUGGAGAAAUUUAGGUUGACACCAGUUCAGAUUGAAGGUACACAGAUUUUAAAUCAGUGCAAGCUGUCGACAAAAAUAGAGAGCACUGAGAUAACUGUACAGUACAGAGUGGCCCAGGGAGCAAUAUUUCUAGAGGAUAUCCAGCUAAUACAAAGAUGACAGGACAAUCGCAGCUAGUAUCAGAGUCACAAAAUAACAGCCUUGUGGAAACAUGAAGUAGUCCAGACCGAGUUCACCUCACCACAUCAUGGAGUUUCUUUGUUUUCUUUGUUAAGUUUUGACAAUUUCUCAUUGUUGGUCUGAAUAAUCAUCCAAACAACUUGAUUUAAACUGCAAAACAUUUUUUUGUUUUUUUGUAUCAUAUACAAUGUAUAUAGUUGAAUUUUUUAAUCAAUUAAAGCAUUGAGGAGAAGCAGUUUUUUUUUAAGGAAAACUUCCUCCAAUCGGGUUAGAUGACCUUAAAAUCAAUAUUACAAAUGUUUAAAGUGAGAUAUGUGUUGAAUGUAUUGAGUAAAUGUUCUAUAAUCGUUUUAUUACAGUCUAUAAGGCUGAAUUUUAUUACAAUAUGUUUAGAGGCAGGUGAUCUUAAUAAAUAAAUACAACUACCAUU